AUGUCAACAAUACUAGAUCAGCAGCAACAACAAUUAAACCUUCCAAUUUGUGUUAAUUGUAGACAACGUAAAAAACAUAUUUUUUAUCAGAUAAAAUUGAAUAAUUUUUUAGCAAUUUUGGAUCCUUUUAUUCUUCGUCUCCAUCCAGAUUUAGAAUUUCAUAUUGGAUGUAUAAAAUGCUCAGAAUGUGGCAUUCCUCUCGAUGAAAGGUCUGGUUCUGCAUUUUUACGUGAUGGAAAAAUUUUUUGUCGAGAAGAUUAUAAUCGGUAUUUUUAUUUUAAAAAUUAA
Messenger RNA from Meloidogyne enterolobii, 288 nucleotides. The record is from the annotation of a GenBank genome assembly. Lineage: Eukaryota; Metazoa; Nematoda; Chromadorea; Rhabditida; Meloidogynidae.